Symbiodinium sp. CCMP2456 is the source of this 1776-nucleotide messenger RNA. NCBI's taxonomy places the organism in Eukaryota, Dinophyceae, Suessiales, Symbiodiniaceae. The record is from the annotation of a GenBank genome assembly.
AUGGAGUUCGCUCUGAUCCUUGGCGAAACGGCUUUACAAGGGCCUGGAAACUUUACAUUGCUCUGCCUGAAGUACCACAACGGUUACCACAACCAAUUUCUCGGUAGGAACACCUGGCUCCUGAAGCUCAAGUUCCUAAGGGAGUUGACAACGUGGCUGGAUGCGUUUGUGCUGAUCUGUGGCUGGGUGGAACUCAUCAUCUACCAGAUGGGACGAGAGGACCUCUACUUCUUCCGUGACAUUCGAAUGCUGCGUGUGGUCCGGAUUUGCCGACUGGCCAACCUCGUCCGGAAGACCAGGUCCUUGCGUGAGCUGAGAAAGAUGAUAACUAUGUUCAGCACCUGCGCGAGAACCUUGGCAUGGUCUUUGCUAUUCUGCUUCGGCAUGAUGACCAUGUGGGCGAUGCUUUUGGUGGAGCUCGUGAAUCCUCUCUGCUGUCUUAAUGAUGCAGCCUGCACGCAGUGCUCGAAAGCCACUGGGUCGAUCAUGGAAGCAAACCUCUUGCUGUUCAAGACUGUCAUUGCUGGCGACAGCUGGGGCACCAUCGCGGUUCCCAUCGUUGAGGCCGCGCCGUGGACAGCCAUCAUCUUCUGUGGAUCCCUCCUCACUCUGGUCUUCGGAGUGCUCAAUCUCGUGGUGGUGGUGGUCGUGGAUACCUUCGCGGAAACACGAGACCGAGACAUGAUGAACCUGGCUGAGGAGCUGGAAUUCACACACGAAGACGACAAGAAGCAGCUUCUCAAGAUGUUCAAACGCAUUGAGCGGGAAGAUGAGGACGAGGAUGGAGUUACCUUGUCUGAGCUGAUCCAGGGAGUGCGCAAGGAUCGCGAGCUGCAGAGCCGCCUGCGCGUGAUGGACAUCGAUGAGGUCGAUCUCGAGCAGCUUUUCUACAUGAUCGAUGCCGAUGGAUCUGGCACAGUUGAGGCCGAGGAGUUCGUCACCCCGCUUAGCCGAUGGGUCCAUGACUCGAAGACUGCCACCAGAUUCAUCAAGUACAACCUCAUGCGUCACAUGCAGCAGCACGAGGCAUUCAUGCAGGACGUCAGCUCCAGGCUUGAUCGUCUCCAAGAAAAAGUCGCUCCGGUCAUGCGCGCAUCACAGCGUUGGGAGGAGAUCCCCCCACCCACAGGAAUACCACGCACCUCCAUGCGGACAUCUAUGCGUUGGGAAAUGAUCCCCCCGCCGCUGGCCUCGCGCAGAUCUCAGACCGCUGGCGCAUCGCUUACUUCGCCGACGCAUGUAGCUUCUGAGGGCGAAGUCGAAUCGCCGAAGAGCUCCGCUCUGGACUGGCUUGAGAAGGCGAACGCCGAACAGCCCACGGACAAGCUCGUCACCUCAAACAAGAUCGUCACCUCAACGAGGCUAGCAGAAGAGGACUCGGUGAAGGCCGCUCUUGUCCAUGCCGAGAAACUUCUCGUAGCAUCCAACAAGGAACUGCUGGAAAGGUCCCUGCAGGCGAUGAAAGGCAUAUUCCAUGACGUUGGCAAGGAGACAGGCUCUCCCUCCAGCGCAAAGAAGCCGAGGAGCAUGUCAGAAGAGCACAGUGACGCACCCACCAAGCAGAAGCCUAUGGCCUACAGCGCAUUCAGCGAAAAGUCUGAGUUUUCCAAAGCAGAGGACCCAGCAGCGCCAGCGGCCACUUCACAAGUGAAUGCGUUCUUUCGGACGGUACCUGGGUCCGGUGAUCCCGACAGCAUGCAGACUGAUAAGUCUGCAGACCAGAUUUCCGUUUCUGUUGGGCCAAGGCGCGGCACCAGGGACAUCUGCGGAAUUUAG